AUGUCAAAGUCUGUUGAAGGUGUGGCUGACGAUAAGUAUCCGGCAUAUAAAGACCGGCACAAGCUGGCUGUGGAGAGAGAGAAGGCCCUCAAGGAGAAGGCCGAUCAAGCACGAGCAGAGAGAUUUGGGGGCGGCGACGUGUUGAUUUCAACUAGACCUCUUGAACCUAAAGCCAAAGUAGAAAGAGAAAGGACCACUUCGCUGCCGCCCAGGCUGGCUCUAAUAAAGGAAAAACCUUUGAUUUCUGCUGGUUCAGUUGAUAAGCCUGUUGAAGGCAAGGUGGAUUCACCACCAGUCGUUAGCCAGAUUAAGCUUGCACACAUUGAAAAGAGAUCUCCGAGGGUGGCUAGGCCGCCUCCCAAACCAAUGGGCGGGACCCCAAGUGCAGAUGGUAAAGCCCCCAUUACCCCAGGAGGCAUACCACCUCCACCACCACGCCCACCAUUGCCACCAGGUGCACCUCCGCCUCCACCACCACCUGGUGGGCCACCUCGCCCUCCUCCUCCUCCCCCGCCUGGAGGCCUCUCAAAAGGCAGUGGAGGUGCAGACAAGGUACACAGGGCUCCUGAGCUGGUCGAAUUUUACCAGUCUUUGAUGAAGCGUGAAUCCAAGAAGGAAGUAUCCUCCGGGGGCUCUGCAACAUCCAAUGUGGCAAGUGCCAGGAGCAGCAUGAUUGGAGAAAUUGAGAACAGAUCAACAUUCCUGUUAGCGGUACACAUCAAUCCUCAACCUUGUCUUCUCAUGUCAUGUGAAUUCAAUCAGAUGAUCCUGGUUUUUUUUUUUUUUUGUUUUUUCUGAUGGGGGUUCCAAAAUAAUUUCUGCUAAUUCAGGUAAAAGCUGAUGUGGAGACGCAAGGUGAUUUUGUCCAAUCUCUGGCAGCUGAAGUCCGAGCAGCUUCUUUCACCCGCAUUGAAGAUCUUCUUUCCUUUGUAAACUGGUUGGAUGAGGAGCUUUCAUUUCUGGUAUGCCCUCUUCUUGUUCAUAAGUGUGAAGUCAUGGGGAUUUUCCUUUUAAGGAUCGAUCCAAAUGUAGUUCAGUUCCCCGUUUCUUUCUUUCAGUUUUAGCGACCACAGCUCUUUUACCUGUUUUCUUUAUCUUUAUCUAUUGGUGUCUCUUUUGUAGGUUGAUGAACGGGCUGUUCUUAAACACUUUGACUGGCCGGAGGGAAAGGCUGAUGCAUUGAGGGAGGCAGCUUUUGAGUAUCAGGACCUCAUGAAGCUGGAAAAGCAAGUUACGACUUUUGUUGACGAUUCAAAGCUUCCAUGUGAACCUGCCCUGAAGAAGAUGUAUUCAUUGCUGGAGAAGUGAGCAUCUCUGACCCGCUGCUUGCAUCAUUAGGGUUCUUAGCUAGUGGCCCUACUGCCCUCAAUAAUUCCAGUUGGCUCAUGCAUCCUCAUGAAGGAAGAAAAAUGAACUUGAAUCGAAUUCUCUAUUAAAUUUGAAGGGCAUGCAUUUAUUUAUCGACUGCAUUCCAAUUAUUUUCUUCUUUUCUGUUGUUUUUUCUUUCUUGUUGUGAUGGGUGGGUAAAGAAUACAAUGCGACCAAGUAAAUGCUCAUCGACAUCUCCUAUUAUCUUACUCUUACUUCCCCUAAACCACAGGUUGGAACAGAGCGUAUAUGCUCUGCUCCGGACACGAGACAUGGCAGCCUCACGCUAUAGGGAGUUUGGAAUCCCCACAGAUUGGUUGUCAGAUACGGGCGUUGUCGGCAAGGUUUGUUUCUACCUUCUGUACCACUUUUCAUUUUCUUCAUUAGCUUGCUAAUUCAGGAAUGCCAAGGUUUUACCCACUUCAAGAAAGCUGCAAAUUUUGUACUCAUCAGCAUGCCCAUGUGCAGAAACUCAGCUAUUCUACAUGUUUAGAUGUAAUCCUCAUCCUCUUUAAAAGAAUCCAGCCCUUCAGAGCGUCCUCCCAUAAAAGCAGAUCUUCCACCCAGCGUGGCCAUCAACACCUUUCGUUGCCAUUGAAGGUUUCUCAAUUGCUUGUUCUUCAUACAUCGCAGAUAAAGUUGUCGUCAGUUCAGUUAUCCAGGAAGUACAUGAAGCGUGUCACCUCAGAGCUUGAUGCUAUGGGUGGACCAGAAAAGGAGCCGAACAGGGAGUUCCUACUGCUGCAAGGUGUUCGAUUCGCCUUCCGCGUUCAUCAGGUGCGUACUGCAACUUGCUAGAAUAAUUUCGUACUGAAAUAAAUAUAUUAGACUGGGUGUUUGAACGCGUACAAAACUCCACUCAGCAAGCCCGUCCAAGGCACGUUUGAAUAAUCCCAUAUGGAGUGAGAGCAGUUAAGCAAGUGAUUAGGGCCUACAGGGUGACUGGACUUUCUACAGAUGUGCUUAAUGUUUCAGUCAUUCCUGGAGAUCAUAUGGGUUCUUACUGAGCUUUUGCCUCCCCCCCCCCGUUUUUUUUCUCUCUUUCUUUUUCAGUUUGCUGGGGGCUUCGAUGCAGAGAGUAUGAGGGCCUUUGAAGAGCUGAGGAGCCGGGUCGGCUCGCAAACAGGGCCAGCAGUUGCAACUUGA
Messenger RNA from Spirodela intermedia, 2514 nucleotides. Lineage: Eukaryota; Viridiplantae; Streptophyta; Magnoliopsida; Alismatales; Araceae. The record is from the annotation of a GenBank genome assembly.